This is a messenger RNA of Prorocentrum cordatum, 1297 nucleotides long. The record is from the annotation of a GenBank genome assembly. Lineage: Eukaryota; Dinophyceae; Prorocentrales; Prorocentraceae.
GAGCCAGACAGGCGACAAUGGCACCACAUCGUUGCCGAGUGUUGCACGCACAAGUACACGGACCCGGCGGAGACGGAUGAAGUUCAAACGGAACGUAUUGCCAGGUUUUUGUCUCAAGAUGGGCUCCGAGGCGAGGCUCCACGCAUGAGAAUCGACCACGUUUAUGCCGCUCGGAGUCGUUUGCGGCCAGGGGGAGCCACCGGCGGUGACGAGGUCGCCGUGGAGAUGCUCUUCGAACUCUCGGCCGUCAGCGUGGAGAAGGUUUCCCAGAUGUUCGAGGCCCGCUACGUGGGGGGAGUCGGACUGACAGUAACUAGUUGGACAGAAGUUCUGAUGACAUUCCUUGCCAAAGAGACCCGCUCGACCAUGAUGCGACAGCACAGGGGCGUGUCUCUCUUGUCGUGUAUGCUCAAAGGGUACACGAACGUCCUUCUGGCCAUCGCAGAGGAGCCGCGCACUGGAGAGAAAUUUCGGGAGGUGGCUGCUUUCGGCUUUGUGGCAGACAAGUGUUGCAGCCAGAUUGUCGGCCCCAUCCGGAACAUCUUGAGUAAAGCGUGCGAGUGGCCGGACCGACACCCUGCAGUAAUCCUUUCUGGCGACGUGCUGAUGGCAUUCGACUUCUUGGCUCCCCGGGAGGUUGCGCACACCCUGCAGGACCACGAGUUUAACGGGCGCCUGUCCGCUGGACUUCGGGAGGGUCGAGGCCUCGAGCUACGGCCCCUCUUCCGGUUCCUGGAGGAGGCCCCCGAGAUCCGUCUUUUCAUGGUGAUCAGCCCCACGGCGACAGUGGACAACUGGGACUUCGUUCUGGAUAUGCCUCUGCCAGCGGACACCGUACUCGCGCCCGUCCCCGACGAAGUGCAGAACGUCAGGCCGGUACCUCUGGGAGCUCUCCCCGAGAUGCCAGUGCCGUCGUUGUGGGGGACCGUCCGCGUCCCUUUGAGGCAGCAGAUCGACCUGUUGGGCAUUUGUCUUACGGCGACUGGGUUUUCUGAGGCGGCAGUGGAGCAUCGCAUCUCCCGGGCGCUGAAGGAACGCUUCGUCUCGGACGCCAUGGACAUGGCGCGCGAGGCUGGAUGGCGCAGACUCUCAGUUCUCGGGCGCGUCAUGCAGCUCCACGGCAAAUGGGUCGCUGCAACUGGCCGGGACAGAUGGCGGCACCGCGCCGGCUGGAAGCGCACGGCUACAUGGGCAGACACGUUCAUCUCUUGGAAGGGAACGUCGUGGCGGGAACUUCGCGGAGCCGGCUGGUCUCAGCACGUCGAAGAGUACGUCGCGCACGCGCUGGACUUCUUCG